This is a messenger RNA of Alosa alosa (allis shad), 6752 nucleotides long. It is a transcript of the gene atad5a, whose product is annotated as ATPase family AAA domain containing 5a. The record is from RefSeq and is a predicted model, not a curated record. Gene Ontology annotation, molecular function: ATP hydrolysis activity; DNA clamp unloader activity; DNA binding. Lineage: Eukaryota; Metazoa; Chordata; Actinopteri; Clupeiformes; Clupeidae. The coding region runs from base 464 to 6283 and encodes 1939 amino acids. Gene Ontology annotation, cellular component: nucleus. The transcript is spliced from 23 exons.
AGGAACUUCUGUACAACAACGCGGGUUUUUUAAAGAAAAAAAAGCUAGCUAGCAAAGCCAGCUAAACAUAGGUCCUUUCUAACCAGCAGAUGAGUUGUGCUACAUUGUUUUUUCACUACCACUUUACAGCCAUGUUGGUUGUUAAGAAUAGAUAGAUAACAGAGAAGGAAAUGGACGUAGUAGACUUUGGUUUGUUGUUUUUAGCUGGCAAAGUGUCAGUCGGCUUGCUAACUAACGUUAAUGUUAACAUUAGCUAACUGUUUACCAGUUAGCUAGCAAGAUGGUUAAGUGGCUCUAGUGGGUGGUCUUUGUGCUUCGGUAGCUAAUUUUUUAGUUUUGUGGUUGAAAGUAUAUAGUAUGCUUACGCUGUCCUGGAGUCAUUCGAUAUUACUGAUCUUAGUGGGAUAUCUGGUUGCAUGAUACGACACACACAUUAGGUUUGGGGUCGGGGGACGCCACAAUAAUGGCAGGGGUCAUCGCCAUGGCAUCUGUCAUUGAAGACUUCGAAACCCAGCCAUGCAAGAAACGCAAAAAAGACAGCGAUGCCGCAGGGGUCAAGACAAUCACCAAUUACUUCACACCAGUGGCCAAAACAGUGGAGAAGCCUUUCUCACCACCUCGCUCCAGCAAUAUCAUGGACUACUUCAAGAAGACCCCUUCAGCCACUAAUGCCAUCAGCCCACUUCAACAGUCCAAAGAGAAUGAGCUCCAGCCUGUGGAAGCUGUGGCUGGUUCUGACCAUGCAGCCAAACGAGGUAAGCCUCCGUCCAAAAAGCCAGGCAGGAAGGCUGGAAGAACUGCCAAAAAGGCUCUUGCGAUGAACCCUCCUGAGUCUGACAAUGAUUGCAUAUUGGUGUCGAGCACAGCUCAGUCAGAGGACCCACCAGCGAAUUCCACUGUGACUGUGGAGGACACAGGCAGCACCGCUUCGUUAACUCAAAACAAUGGGGAGACUGUGGAGGACACAGGCAGCACCGCCUCGUUAACUCAUGUGGAGACUGUGGGAGAUGUGGAGGAGGCUCUUGAUAGCAACUGUGCAGAUGAUGCAACUGCUACCUCAAAUAAGGAUGCAACUCUAAAGGACACUUCUGAUAGUGGCACACCCUCUGUGAGGACAGACCCAAAACUGGACGGUGCUGGUCUUCCUGUUUGCUCCACCCCAGAGGAGAAGGGAAGGAGAGGCAGGGCUGCAAGGAAGAAUGGCCGAGGAGGAAAGGCCGACUCGGUGCAGUGUGAUGAUGAUCCAGAGACACAGGAGUGCUCUGAGCAGCAGCCACAGACGCCAUCUGUGUCGCGUGAUGCCGGAUUGGAGGAGGAGGAGGCGGCAAAUGAAGAGUCCCAGCUGAACCUCAGCACUGUGACCGUCUCCUUUGAGGACUUCUUAAAAAGUCACAGCCCAAAGGGGGCAAAGCAGCAGCAGCAGCAUCAGCAGCAGGAGGGAGAAGAAGAGACCGAAGCAGGUGGGACGAGACUGACUCUUACAUCAGUGGACCAGGCCGCUGACAGAUUGAGCGUCAGCAAACCCUCCGACGAGGGUGACCAGCCUCCCACACAGGUGUCUCCACGCACUCUGACCAUCCAGGCUGAGGUCCACGCCAUCUCCCCUGAUCAGGACCUCUCCCGGGCCUCCGAUCGAAAGGUUUGCUCCAUCUUCACCACCUGCCGCAGGAGUAAAGACAAAGCCGCGCCCUCCCCCCAGUCGCAGGACAACUCGGAGCCUCACCCCGCCCCCCCGAGGAAGUCCAACGUGGUGCUGCAGGAGGAGGACCUGGAGCUGGCUGUGCUGGAGGCUGCAUCCUCCUCCUCCGCUGCUGUGCCCAAGUGCAGCCAGGCUGAGCGGAAGCAGUUCAUGAACGCCUUCAAGCAGCCCGCCCAGGACACAGCCAAGGGCAAAGCAGGCAAGGCAGCCGGCAAGCAGAAGCAGCAGCAGCAGGAACAGCAGCAGGAACAGCCAGUUGAGGGAGCUCCUCCAGCUGAUAUGGAGGAAGAGAAGGAGGAGGUGGAUGGGGAGGGGGGGAAGGCGAAGGGGACCGAGGUGGAGAUGGUGGAGGCUGACCCCAAGCCAGUGGAGCUGAAAGGUGCUGCUCAGAAAGCAGCUCGGAAAAAGCGUGGGAGGCCUAAGAAGGAGCAGAGAACCACUCCUCCGGCCGCUCUCCCUGCAGAUGCCGAGGCUCCUACUGCCCGUGAGGCCGGCGAAGCCCUGCCCAGUGCAGACCAGCCCAAAAGCACGCCCACGACCACUGAGACCAGGAGGAGGUCCGACCGUGAGCUCGCACGCAAGCAAAGCACGCCGGCCCCACUCACACCCUCCUCAGAGUCUAAGCACGCGGAGAGCACCAGUAAACCUCAGAGCACGCCGGCCCCCCUCACACCCUCCUCAGAGUCCAAGCACGCAGAGAGCACCAGUAAACCUCAGGAGCUCCCUAGUCCGGCCAGCACACCCAAAACACACCGGCCCAAACAAAACAAGUAUCAGUCCCACAUGCUAGUUCCUCCAGAUGACAAAGGAAGCCCAAUCAGAAUGAAAUUCACCCGUGUGUUCAUAAGCCCUGGAGAGAUGAGCGAAUUUGAUAUCUUGAGUCCACUGGCAAAAGAGGACUCCAAGAAGAGGAAGAAAGCCCAGAAGCUGGUGCAGAAGGCCAAAGCCUUUCAGCAGAGCAGGCAAGAGGCCACCGAAGAGAAGGCACCUUUGCGACGGUCCUCACGCCGCCAGGACACAGCCAAGAGGAACUACUGCGAGCCUGAGGACCCAAUAAUAUGUUUGGAGAAUGAUGAGGACAGCUCCACUGUAAAAACAGAAGAUGCCAAAGCCAAGAAACAGAACCAGGUUCGCAGCCUAAAUGACGUUUUGGGAAAAAAUACACCUGGCACUAAAGUGACCAAAUCACCAGCAGUGGCGGGAGCCAAAGUGGCCCCUCUGUUCACGGGGAAGAAACCUCAGAGGCCAUCAGCUGUGAUCUCCAUAUUUGAUGACAGCAGUCGCGACGCCUCGGACGCCUCUCUGGAUGAUGAGCAGUUCCGGGCGCGUCGGGAGUUCCUGAAAAGCGGCCUACCCGAGUCGUUCAAGAAGCAGAUCGCCAAAACGGCGGCCAGCCGCGAGGCCUACACCCUCUCCUGCUCCUCCUUCCAGAUGGUGGUGCACGUGCUGCAGAGAGCACCCAACUGUCCCCUGUGGAGUCUGCCCUGGCCUGCGUGCCCCCGUCUGGGCAGGCUGAAGGAGGAGUCUGGGGCUCUGGUGCUCAGGUCUCCACUGUCUGGUGUGGGUCCACUCAGCCUCGGCAUCGUUCCUGCCCAGAGGAGCUGCAGAGAACAGCUUGUUUCUGGCUGGAGGGAGGACUUGUCUCCAGCAGUGCAGCGCUGGCUGGUGGAGGAGAUCAGCAGGUCCAACCCCUCCUUCCCCACGCAGCGCAUCUUCACCCAGCUGCUGAAGAGACGGGCCGAGCAGCUCCUGAAGCCCACAGCCCCGGACACAGAUAGUGUCCCUCAGGAGACAGCUAGGUCCAGCAGCUCCCAGCCAGUGGGAGGCAAGAGGAAACGAGAGGAGAAUGAGAGGGACUCCGCAGAGAAGGUUUCCAAGAAGCAGCGCUCCUGCCGCAAGGAGCCCGAGACCAUCACCAUCCCAGACGACAACCCAGAGCCCCCCAGGAGGGGCCGAGGGGCCCGCGGCCGGCCACGCAGACAGCAGCAGCAGCAGGAGGAGAGAGAGGAGCCCAAAGCAGAGGUGGUGUCCACACCCGCCAUCUCCCAGAAGGAUGACGUGAUUGUGCUGGACAGUCCGUCGCCCUCGGAGCACACCCCCACAGAGGAUGUGGUGAGAGAGGACGUGAUGUGGACAGAGAAGUAUCAGCCUCAGCACUCCAGUGACGUCAUCGGCAACAUGCAGUCUGUCAGGAGGCUGCACAGCUGGUUAAGAGAAUGGAAGCUGAGGGCCGACCGUGAAGAGAGGAAGAAGCAGCAGGAGAAGAAACAGGGGGACGACCUUAACGACUCCUGGCUCAGUGAGUGUGGUGAGGAGGAGGACCUGCUGUGUAACACACUGCUGAUCACCGGCCCUACAGGAGUGGGAAAAACGGCAGCUGUUUAUGCCUGUGCCCAGGAGCUGGGCUUCAAGGUGUUUGAGGUGAACUGCUCGUCCCAGCGCAGCGGCCGACAGAUCCUGUCCCAACUGAAGGAGGCCACGCAGUCGCACCAGGUGGACAUCCAGGGUGUGAACGCCCACAAGCCCACCUUCUUCAACAGCUACAGCGGUGGCGGUGGCGGCUCCAGACCCGGCUCCUCUCCCCGCAAGGUGAACUCACCCCGGCAGGUCGUGUCCUCCCCCCACAAGCCCCCCCAGUCUCCCCGACUGAAGAAGAGGGGCUCACUGGCCCCCACCUCUUUGGCCAACUUCUUCAAAAUGGGUGGCAAGCCUUCUCCCAAAGAGCCUGCCGAAACCAACGGCAAAAAAACACGGCCAGCCUGUAAGAGCCCUCGCAAGAGAGUCAAGCCCAAGGAGGCUUCUUGUUCAAGUGAGGAUCAGUCAGCUACACCAUCAGCGCCAGCUCCACCACCACCACCAGCCCCAUCGACACCAGCAGCAGGACCAGCCGUCGGUGGCAAGGCCCCAGGCGACGAGCAGGGCAAGAGAACGGCCACGUCACUCAUCCUGUUUGAGGAGGUGGACGUCAUCUUUGACGACGACACGGGCUUCUUGGCCGCCAUCAAGACCUUCAUGGCAACCACCAAGAGGCCCGUCAUCCUCACCACCAGUGAUCCUAAUUUUAGGACCUCAUUUGAUGGCUACUUUGACGAGAUCCACUUUGAGACUCCCUCUGUGGAGCAUGUAAGCAGCUACCUGCGUCUGCUGUGCCUGGCGGAGAACGUGCGUGUGUCUGCGGAGGACGUAGCGUCCCUGCUGCGCUGCACCGGCGGGGACGUCCGGCAGAGCCUGCUGCAGCUGCAGUGCUGGGUUCGCAGCGGAGCCGGACCCGGAGCCCCUCACACAGCCACCCAGUCGCUGCAGGUCAGUGGUAGUGAGGUAGCUCUUGAGCAGGAUGGGAAGCCAGAUGUUCCCCCCUGUGAUGCCGGCUGCACUGCCAGUCUCCUCGGCCUUCUCAAUGUCCAGCUUCCAGACAGCCUUCUCGAGUUCAUCAAGUGUGAGUCUGCGAGCCCACUCUGCUGGGAGCUGCUGGCUGAAACCGAGAGGAGAGGCUUUGACCUGCUCUACUCCAACAUGGAGGUCCUUCUCCCUCUGCCCACCUGUCCACUCAGACAGGCUCUCCCCAGAGCCCCCGUAGAGCUUGGGCCAGGCCAGACUGCCCCUUCCCCUGCCCCCACCACCAGCCUCCCACCCCAGCCUGCCAACCCCAACACUAAGCCCCCUCUGCUGGCUGAGACUGAGGAAGAGGCCAGUCCACUCAAAGUCUCUUCCAGGAUGAGGCAGAAGAAGCAGUGCCAUCCAGGCACCAAGGACCCCUUCCAGUCCGACUCGGACUCAGACGAUGGCUUCCUGUCGCUCUGCAGACCCGCGUCUGUCCCCGGCGCCGCUCCAGAGCCGCUGAAGGAAGAGAAAGCGCCGCUCGCAAGGCCCGUGACAGAGAGGAGGAAGAGGGUCGAGCUGACCGAAGCCGAGAGGAAGAGGAGCGGCCCAGUCUCCAUCGCCCUGGGCGCCAUGGUUGAAUUCCUGGAGCACAUGUCCGCCCUGGACUCCUACCUGACGUGCCCGGCUUUGCAGGAAGCUGACGGUGCAUGUGUGCCGGCUGCGGCGUCCGGCUGGGCCCGUGCGGAGAUCCGGAGCGGCCUGACAGACGAGCCCCGGCUGCAGGCCGGAGGCAGGAGCGGAGGCUGCCGCUGGGCGGCUGGAGAGGAGCAGGUGCGGGAGAUCCGGGCGGCGAUGGAGAGCCUGAGCUUCAGGAGGUGCAGGGCCGGCGUGGAGCAGGCGUGGGGAGCAGCACAGGCUCUGGAGGAGGAGGAGGGGGUCAGGCAGGCGGCGCUCGACGAGAUCACACUCCCCACGGCUCCGCACAGACAGACCUUCAACAUCACGCCGGACAACACACUGUGCCAGCCAGGAUUGCCCCAGCGUAGGUGUGACCUGGUGAGAAGUGUAUGUAGCUCCAAAGUGGGCACCAGCAGCCGGGCGGCCAUAGCGCUCGACAUCCUGCCCACCCUGCGCACCAUUUGCAGGUCUGAGCAGCUCAAGGAGCAGGGCAAGGUGAAACGCAGGUUUCUCCACUACCUGGAAGGCAUCAACCUUGGUCUUCCCAAACAAACCCUUCAGCUUCUGGCAGCGGACUUUCCAUAAGCUGUGUGUGUGUGUGUGUGUGUAUGUGUAUGUUUGUUUGUGUGAUGACAGUAAAAUGAGUGUUGUACAGUAUUGUAACAUACCCACAAUAGUGGCCUUGAUUGUUUAUUAAUGUAGUGUACAUUUUGUAACAGUAUGUUUUUAUAAUCCAACUAUCCUCAGUACAGUGCCCUAAUUUUAUCAAGUAAUAAAUUCCUAGAUUUGACAGACAUUUAUAGAAAGAGUACAUGUUAACUUUUAAAAAUGUUUUCACUUGUAUUUGUAACCCAAGCUUCACUAUGCUUAAACGAUGUGUACUGAAUGAUGUUGAUGAUCUACUUCUCCCCAUGGUUAAAGUGGGGUUAUAAAAUUUCACGUUUUUUUUUAAAUCACAUUUCUUAUAGGUUGUGUUUGUAUUUAUAUGAAGGUGUGGCUCUGGUUACUUUUGUGAAAUCUGAAAAAAUAAAACAUGUUUAUAUUUUUCCCCCCA